Molecule: messenger RNA, 1661 nt
Organism: Hemibagrus wyckioides
Lineage: Eukaryota; Metazoa; Chordata; Actinopteri; Siluriformes; Bagridae
Gene: med22
Product: mediator complex subunit 22
Exons: 4
Coding region: 178-600 (140 amino acids)
Biological process (GO): regulation of transcription by RNA polymerase II
Cellular component (GO): mediator complex
Molecular function (GO): transcription coregulator activity
Source: RefSeq, a predicted model, not a curated record
CUCACCAUGUUGGUUCAGACAGAAAGGAAGACGAAAGGGCUUGUGGGUAAUUUUAAGCCGCGCGACGUUGGGAAGUGGCGUCAUUAGCAAGCGACAGAAGACGUGGGGGCAAUUGUUUGGGAAAUUGUUUACGGAAUGCAAUGAGACGGUAAGAAAGCUGAACAGUGUGAAUUAAAAAUGGCCACACAAAGGGUUCUCCCGCAAAGUAAAGAGACUCUUCUGCAGAAUUACAACAAGAGAUUAAAAGACGAUAUCAGAUCCAUACUGGACAACUUCACUGAGAUCAUCAAGACUGCCAAGGUGGAAGAUGAAACCCAGGUGUCCAGAGCGACGCAAGCAGAGCAGGACCACUAUGAAAUGCACGUCAGAGCUGCCAACAUUGUGCGAGCUGGCGAGUCUCUGAUGAAGCUGGUGUCGGACCUGAAGCAGUUCCUGAUUCUGAACGAUUUCCCAUCUGUAAACGAGGCCAUUAGCCUGCGCAACCAACAGCUGCGUACCCUGCAGGAGGAAUGUGACAAGAAGCUCAUCUCCCUGCGCGACGAGAUCGCCGUCGACCUGUACGAGCUUGAGGAAGAGUAUUACUCAUCCAGGUACAAAUAGAUCCUGAUCCAGAGACCCUGCAAUCCUGUAGUCGAGGAUCAUAUACACACUCCCUUUAUAUGCACAUACCCAACAACCCGUACCCUAGUGCCUUAGACCACAAUGUGUGUGUGAGUGUCCAAAUUCAUGCAUUCACAAACUGUAGUGCCUUAAAAAUGGAGCAAGAAGAAAAAAAACGGGUUAAACUUGUGAUUUUAUCAUGACAUUUAUUAUCAUAUUUUUAUAGCAGGAUUGUCAAAAGGACUAAAAAGGAGAUCUAGAAACCACCAAAUUUUUUUCUUAUUCACCAAAGUUAAAAAAUAUGUAAAAGUGGGCUUAAAGGCUAUCAAGCAUUUCAUACAUUUUAUGAACAUGCUUGUACUUUUUAAUAAGUGAAAUAAAAUAAAACAAGCAUACUGUGCACAGUAAGUUAAAUAAGGGCAAGAGAAAAGGUGAGAUUUAGUAAUACUGUCUCCACAAUAAAUAUACUUUAAAAAAGGUCUGCAAAGAUAACCGCUGUAAAUGUAAAUCUUCUCUUCUUAAUUACCCUGGAGAUUGUUGGUUGUAAUCACUAGUAGUCAUGUGACAGAAGUUUUAAUUCACAUAGACAGGUGAAACUAAGCCUUAUUAAGAACUGACUUAAUGUUAGACAUGCAUUUUAGUCCUCUAAAUGAUCCAAUGAACAUAAUUAAAUAUGAUAUAUAUAUAAAAUAUUUUAACAAAAUAUAUAGAAUAUAAUAUAUAAUAAAAUAUUAAAAUAUUUGUGUGAUCUCAAAGCGCAGUGUUGUAUUAAACAUACAGCAGUUUAUAUAGAAAAAUGUACAAAUACAGCACAGCUUUAAAAAAAGCAGCUGAACACACUGAUAUGGGAACUGGCCAAACUGUAAGUGGCCUGCUGUUCUAAUGAAUACGCUUGCUUGACCUCUCUCUCUUAUAACACUGUCACAGGAUCAUCACAAAAUACCAACAGAUAUGCUGUGUGUAAUUAAAUAAUUCUGUAAAAUCCUUAACACAGUGGCUACGCAUAUCUUUUUUUAAAAAACAAACAAACAAACAAUUGUGGCCAGUAUUUUUCUCAUAAA